Colletotrichum scovillei is the source of this 5096-nucleotide messenger RNA. RefSeq lists its product as uncharacterized. The record is from RefSeq and is a predicted model, not a curated record. Lineage: Eukaryota; Fungi; Ascomycota; Sordariomycetes; Glomerellales; Glomerellaceae. Gene Ontology annotation, molecular function: ubiquitin-protein transferase activity; RNA binding. Gene Ontology annotation, biological process: protein ubiquitination. Bases 103 to 4647 code for a protein of 1514 amino acids. Gene Ontology annotation, cellular component: CCR4-NOT complex. The transcript has 6 exons.
UGGUAUUGAACAACUUCCCUCUCCUAACCACCUCCACUCACAAAUCGAAACCCAACCUUCCCGCAACCCCACGAAAUAUACCUACCGCCACAGAUCGUCGCCAUGGCACCCCAAGACACAUUCAUCGACGAGGAGGAUGAUACAUGCCCGUUAUGUAUCGAGGAGUUCGACCUUUCAGAUCGGAAUUUCCGACCAUGCCCUUGCGGCUACCAGGUGUGCCAGUUCUGCUUCAACAAUAUCAAGAACAACAUGAACGGCCUGUGUCCUGCAUGCCGAAGACCUUAUGACGAGAAGACAAUCCAGUGGAAGGUUGUCACUACGGAAGAGGUCGCCGAGUUCCGAGCAAACAUCCAGAAGAACCAGAAGAAGCGAGCUGUUGAACAAAAGCAGAAGGAGGUUCAGAAGCGCGAGGUUGAGAAGGAAAAUCGCAAAAACCUCAUCGGCGUCCGGGUCGUUCAGAAGAACCUGGUUUACGUGACCGGCCUGACACCCACAGUGCGAGAGGACGAAUUACUCAAGACGCUUCGCAAGCCCGAAUUCUUCGGUCAAUACGGCAACAUCCUGAAAAUCUCGAUUAGCAGUCGGAAGAGCCAGGACGGCCAACACCAGUCUCUCGGAAUUUAUGUGACUUUCGAGAAGAAGGAAGACGCCCAACGUUGCAUCCAAGCUGUCAACGGUUCCCAGAAUGGCGACCGCGUUCUCAGAGCCCAGCUCGGUACGACCAAGUACUGCUCGGCCUGGCUGCGGCACGAGCAGUGCACCAACAGGCAGUGCAUGUUCUUGCAUGAGCUGGGUGACGAGGAGGACAGCUACACUAGACAGGAUCUAUCCUCGAUGAACAGCAUCAGCUCUCAGCGGCCCCUCCCUGGAGGUGGUUCCUCGAGCAGCGGUGGCGGACCGUCUCGCACCGCUUCUCGACAACAGAAUACCGCACCGCCUGCGGCUCCCGCUUCUCAACCCAUGGCACGAUCGUCAAGCAAGGACGGCUCCGAGAAUGGCGGCGACGGACCAGCUCUGCCUGCCUCUGCCAACUGGGCAAGAAAUCCUCAGCGCAGCCGCAGGGGAAGCCACGCCACUAGCGGCGCCGCUUCAAGCCCUGCAAUCUCGACAGCUCUCCCCGUCACCACCGAGGCAGUACCCGAGGCCAUUGACGAGACCCCCUCGAGAAAGGAAACCCCCGCACCCCCGACCGAGACCAAGGCCCCGAAGCCGACCGCUCCUGCUGACAACCGAAAGUCCAACAGCCUUCCAGAGAAUCUGCUUAGACAGCUGCUCAAGGCUAUGCAGGGCUGCCCUUUCUCAUACAACGCGCCGGAUACGAACCAGAUCGAGACCAUUUACCCUCCCAUGUUCGACACCCGCGGAGGCGAGAAGAGAAGAGCCAUGCGCGAAGAAGAGGAGUCGCGCCUCGGCGUGGAACAGGAGCAACAAUCCGAGCCUCAAGAGGCCUCGGAAGGCGAGCCGGAGACUGGGGGCAGUCUAGCGCUCGGCGGCGAGCCCGAAGACCGAGAUGUUGCGCGCGACGUCGUCUUCGAGCAGCGUAGACCUGGCACUCAGCCUCCCAUCCAGCGCAACAACAACGACGGCCCUUUCGGUCCUGUACUUGGCUCUGGAUUCGGUCAAGCUUCCGUCUCUGCUAGUUCUGUUGGUGGCAGCCGGUCCAUGACGCCUCAACAACAGCUCUUCGUUCGAUCUCAGAGCGGCUUCGGCGAUCACCUGCCUCCUGGGAUCCCAACUGCGCAGCCUUCUGCGGUUCAGCAACAAGGUGGCGGCCACAACAGACAAGGAUCUAGGUUCAGCUUUGCUAAUGACACCGCCGGCACUUCAGCUUCAGUCAAGGUUGCCGCCAACCCAAGAAUCAUGGCCCAGCAGACGGCCAUGAUGCCUUCCGCUUUCCACUCGCAGCCAGGCAGCCAGUAUUAUGCAUCCUCCAUGCCCGGACCUCCUCCAGGUCUCAAGUCGACAGGAACUCCGCCAAACAUGUUUGGACAGGGCCAGUUCGGUGGCGCCUUCGGUGCGACUUCCAAGGAUUCCGCCGAGCUUCUCCAGACGUUGAUUCGGGGUCGGGGAACCAAUGGACAGGGUCAUGAUGCUGGUAAGCUUGAUCUUGCGGACCCGAGUAUCCUGCAAGCGAGAAUGCAACACCAGUCGCAGAGCAACGCCGGAGUCGGACAGGGACUGUUCGGUGGACAGAGCCAAGAUGACGAUCUCUUUUCGCUCGACGAUGAGGCCACUCUAUCGGUAGACAAACUGGUCUCUGACGACCCCCUGCCGAGCUAUGUCGGUACCCUGGGCGGACUAUCACGACCAGCAGCUCCGACUCCUCCACCUGGUCUCGGCCCUCCACAGAGAACCGCAUCGCCGGCUCCACGACAAGCACCAAUCCCCGUAAUACCAGUCACGCCACUGACGCCCUCGGCUCCCAAGCCGGCAGUCCCGACUAUGGCUAAUAUCGUGCGGACUGGCACACCAGAUCAGGCUUCUCGCAAGAAAGCCGGUGGGACAGAAGCCAAGAAGAACAUCAAAGCCUUGGCUGUUGAGAGUGGGCUAGCAAAGGACAUUGCCUCUCAGGCAUCUCCCUCCAAGGGGAAGUCUGUUUUGCAGUUGCAGGAAGAGGAUUUCCCAGCACUUGGAAACGUCCCACGGCCUGCGACCCCAGCAAAGUCAGCAGCUGCAACUCCAAAGAUAGCCCCAGCGAGCAUCAAGAAGUCCCAACCGGCAGAGGCUGCGACGCCGGCUUCAGGUCCAUCCCCCGUGCUGGCUGUUGAAGCGCCCAAAACUACAAAGGCUACGGAGAAGCCUGUACCGGGUAUCUUGAACAUUGCCGCCGCUACCAGUGCAGCUCAGGCCAAGCAACCAGAGACCACUACCACGGAGCAAUCUGACGUCUCGGCCUUCCCAGCGUUGCCAACACCAACGACUGCCAGUGUAGCAUCGCCUAUCGCGAGAGCGGCGCCCAAGACUUUGCGAGUUGUACCGACGCCCAAAGCCGAAGUGCCGCCAGCUCUACCAUCAGGUGCCGCAUUUUCUGCGGCGGCCAGGGCUGUUUCUUCCGCCUCUGGACGUCCUGGAACACCGGCUAGCGAAAUCAUCAGCGAUAGUGCCUCUAUCGUCUCCGCAUCUGUGUCUGCUUCUCGUACCAGCUCACCACCCCCUACCAGAGUGGGAACCGCACCUGUUCGCAACACAACAAAGAGCCAGCAGCGCAAGCAGCGAAAGGAGGCGCACAAGGAGCAGUCCGCUUCCAUUACUGUUGCGCCCAAAGUCGUGGAAACCGAAGAGCAGGCUCCCAUUCUCGGACGCAAGAAGAAGCAGAAGAAGGAAAAGCCGGUCACAUCGGCUCCCACACCAGUCAAGAAGCCCGUCGAGCGUGUCGCCACCCCGCCCCCUCCUCCCAAGGAGCCAACUCCGCCUCCCAAACCUAUCGUCGAGAGGACGGUGGUGGACCUACCCCCUCCCAAGGGCAAGGCUGCGAAGCAAGCCGCCAAGAUGGCCAAGGCAGCGGAGGAGAAGGGCAAGAGUAAAGAAGGAACACCUUCAACGCCGACACCACCGCCUCCUGCACCCACAGCUGUUGCUGUGCCAGAGGAGUCUCAGGAUAUUGCCGACAACCCGAAUACCUUUCCCGAGGUUGUCUACCAUGCCCUGCAUGAAGCGGGCGAAGUUCCCACCGCGGAACUACUUGCCCUCCUCAAGCCUUUCCUCGACGCUCACUCUCGCUUUGACAGGCCUUCCGCUGCGACCCUGAGCAAUAACCCGCCUCCUACGGCUACGACCAAGAAUAUGGUGUCCGAGGCAGAUCAUGCUAUCCUACUGACUGGUCAGCCGGUGCGCAAGAUCAUGGAAGGUCAGCGUGUACUCAUUACGCCCAACGGGGAUUGCCUGAGAAACCUCACCGAAGAGGAAGAAGGCAGAUAUCUAGCGCUUCAAAAGUCUGUAGCAGUUGGUAGUGACCAGCCCGACAGCUUUGUUGCGCCCCGUCAUCAGGCCCGUCCGGGUGGCUUCUCCCUGAUCAAGGGCAGAGCGGUACCCAACGGGCCCCCAUCCUACUUCCCGCCCUCGCCCAACGCACAAAAGAUGUUCUCCGAUGAUCCUGUCAAUAAGAUUCAGCGUGAAGAGGCCAUCAGCUACAUCAACCAGUUUGUUCUCCCGCGACUCAACUUGGGUAACACCAACCUGUUCCCGGGCAGCUGGAAAUCUGCGCCUGGUGCCAAGGACGCCUUGUCUGCACGGGAAACAGCCGCCGCCAGCCUGAACUCCCUCGCUCCAUACAUUUAUGGACACGACGCAGCAGCGGGCGCAGGCAUCUACUCCGCCGAGAGCGGCGGCUCAGGCAAGGACAUUCCUGAGGACGAGACACCGUUUGGCGGCCUGGACUCGCCACAGCACCAGCAGGGUAGCGAGGGCUUCGUCACCGACGCCUCCCCUUCCACCAUGGCGGCGGCCGCCGCACAGGUGGACGCCCAGCAGAGAACUGGGGCUGCGCACCCUAAGUUGCCUGGCACACCACUCAAUGCCAUGUCGCUCAUGAGUGUCGAGGACGCCGAGUCGGCGCUGGGUAUUGCGCGCAAGGAGACGGAGAAGCUUGAGAAGGGGCUGAAUCAGGCUAUGAAGCGUAACCGCCGUCUUCUCCUCGGCAGCAGAUGACUAGCCGUGAGUCUUUUGGAUCUCGUGGAGCGAGUCGUUGUGGCUGUCGCCGUGCAGACCCUGGUGCUGGGGGUCGGCGUGUUUGGGACCGUGGUGGAUUUGCUUUCUGGCGUUGGUGGAAGUGGAAUGAGAUGGUGAAGCUUCUUUGACUUCUUGAAUAGGAGAACAAUACCGUUAACAAGAUGAAGGUGGAGAAGACUACCUUCUGGACAUACAGAGGAGGGGUUCUGUUGGAUGUUCCUUUCAAAAGCGUUUGGAGAAAGCGUUUUGAUAUGAGCAUGUUUUUUUGCUGCAUGCUCGGAUACGUGUAGCGGUAGUGUAUGUAUAUUUGUAUUCUUGAGAAAGGCAAUGCCCUAGGACUACUGGCAUACCAGAUAACCUUUUCCACGGUUGGAGGCUUCUGCAGCCUCACGUGGGGAUGGAUAAAACUUAAUGAUACUGAUACCCCC